UAUAUAAGUAUAAAUUGGUUGCCGACAAGUGCUUUAAUUUAAAAUUUUAAAUUCGACUUAGUUGACAUUAGAUAUAGUGACUCUAAUUAUCAAGGUAUAACUCAAGUAUCUCAUACUACUUUUCUUUAUCAUUCAAUAUAGCCCUCAACAAACGUAUUUUAUAAUAUAGGUGAACAUUGUGAUAAAAGUAGUGAUGAUCGUGUUUUCGUUUUGAAAAAUGUAGUUUUUAUUUUAACAAAAUUGAUUUUAAUUUUGCUUAUUACUAAAUUAGGUCUAAGUAAAUAAUUGUAACAUGAAUUAUAUUAUUUGUCUUAGAUUAAUGAGAAUCGUACAAACCAUUUGAGGUUUGAAAUCAGUUAUCAAUUGAUUUGAGUAUUAUUACAAAUAAAUUAAACCAAACACCUAGGUAGUAGAUAAAAUAUUAAAAUGUCGGAGGAAACACGAAUAAAUUCUGAACAAAUGGUGUCGAAAAUGAAUCUUCAUACAUUGCUUGAAAAAUUGAAGCAUUAUUUCCAUCAUCAGGCCUUCAAAAGUGAUUUGCAACAGAAUGCCAUUAUUACAAUAUUAACGCGAAAAUGUGAUGUAUUCGUAUCAAUGCCAACUGGAUCUGGAAAGUCAUUAUGUUAUCAACUACCUGCUGUACUUCAUUCACCUAAAGUUACAAUAGUUUUUUCUCCUCUUAUAGCUUUAAUGAAGGAUCAAGUUGAUCAUUUAACACGUUUAAAAAUUCGCGCUGAAACAAUUAAUUCAAAAAUGACUGAAUCAGAACGAAAACGUGUUAUUAAUGAUUUAUAUUCUGUACAGGUGUCUACUUCAUUACUUUAUGUAACCCCUGAACAAGCAGCUACUGACUUCUUUAAGGGUUUAUUAUCCUAUUUAGUACGAAAAAGUAAACUUGCUUAUAUAGUGGUAGAUGAAGCACACUGUGUAAGCCAAUGGGGUCAUGACUUUAGACCUGACUACUUGAAAUUGGGAGUGUUAAGGAAACUUUAUUUGAAUAUUCCAUGGAUUGCACUUACAGCAACAGCUAGUGCAGAUGUCGUUAAAGACAUUAUGGAUGUAUUAUGUCUUAAAAAUCCAGUUGCAAAGUUUACUACACCAUGUUUUCGAUCAAAUUUAUUUUAUGAUGUUAUAUUUGACGAUUCUAUUGGAAAUUCCUAUCAACAUUUGAAAGACUUCAUUGAUCAAUGUUUAUGCGAUGAUUUAAAUUGUUUGGAAAAUACUCCAAACAUAAAUCCGUUGAAUCAACCAUGUGGUAUAAUAUACUGUAGAACUAGAGAACUAACCGAAGAAAUAGCCACAGUUCUAAGUCGGAAAGGUGUUUCCAUUGCCCCGUAUCAUGCUGGGUUAAAAGAUAAAGAACGACUUGCGGUACAAGAAGCAUUUAUGAGUGGACAUAUUCAAGUUAUAACAGCAACUAUAAGCUUUGGAAUGGGAAUUGAUAAAGCAACUGUGAGGUUUGUGGUACACUGGGGUAUACCAUCUAGCAUUCCAGCGUAUUAUCAAGAGUCUGGUCGAGCUGGAAGAGAUGGGAAAUUAGCUCGAUGUCGAAUUUACCAUUCAAAACAAGCAAAAAAUUCAUUAGAUUUCAUUUUAAAAUCUGCAAUAACUCAAGCUAAAACUCAAGAUAAACAAAAAAAAGCUAAAGGAAGUUAUAAUAUGUUUCUUAAGAUGAUACAGUUCUGUGAAAGUGUACAAUGUAGACACGAGUUUUUUGCUGAUUAUUUUGGAGAUGACAAACCCCAAUGUAUCGAUAAAUGUGAUGUAUGCUCAAAUAAAGAAGCUGUAAAAAUAGAUUUGGAUGUAUUUAUGUAUGGAGUAAAUAACAGGAAUUAUACAAUUGCAUCAAAUGAACAACUAGUAUCUAGUGAUUUUUAUGGAGGAGGACGCCGUGCUGUUAAUGAGGAAAAUGAAGAAUAUGCACGUGAAGGUGAAAGAGCAGAACACAAUAAAAAUUUAGAGUUAGAAUUAGAAAUAAAACGACAGUUUGAAAUUAGACGAGCUAAUAUACAAAAUAUUAUUAAAGAAAAUGAAGAAUUGGUAAAAAAUUCAAAAGUUAGAGCAGCUGCGUCUACAAUAAAAAAAGUUAAUGGUUUGCAGCUAUCAGUAAGAGAAGAAUUAUUGAGGUUCAUUGAAGAGUAUUUGGAGAAAAAUAUUGAGGCAUGUUCUUUAUUUGAUUCAAUAACAGAAAUAACAAAAGAUGAUGUUCAUAAUAUUGCAGUGGACUUAGAAUAUGAAGCGUUUACUAGCUCCAAAGUUGUAGCUGUUUAUCGGAAAAAAAUUGCUAAAACAGUAUCCCUUAUCAAAGCUGAAACAAGAGCAUCAAACAUUUUUGAUAAAAUACAAAAUUAUACUCGACCAGUGAAAAAUGAAGAAUGCAAAGUAAAUUCAAACAUAGAACUCCCACCUAUAGUUACAGCUUCAGAUCUUAUUCAAGCUCAAAUAAAAAAUCAAACGCCAGAGCCAAAAAUCAAAAGAGGAAUUAAACGAGAUCAUUUAAUGCAGCAGUCAAUGAAAUCAUUUGUACUUUCGACUACUACUACUAUUACUACUACUACUACUACUACCACUACUACUACUACUACUACUACCCCUUCUACUACUUCUGUUACAGAGAAUGAAGAAUGUGUUAUAAAAAAACCUAGAAUAGAGAAUACUGAUAGUGAUAUGGAAAUAUCUUCAGAUGACGAAGUUCAUAUUAUAGAAAGUACUAAUAUAAAUGAUCCCACACUCUCUCAAACUCCAAUUAAAGUAGAAGAAUUAUAUCUUGAACAGCAAAAAAAUUAUCCGUUUAAUAUGGACCCCAAAUUUAAUGAACCAAUUUAUUAUCAAACUACAUCUACUAAUAUACAAGUACCUAAAAUAAUUAUGGCUUCUAAUUUAAUAAAAAAUAACCAUGAAUCCAGUGCAAUUUAUGAUUCAUCCAAAGAUUCAUCAAAUGUUGAAAGUGAAUAUUCAGCUAUGAACAAUAUGCCACCAACUAAACAAGAUCAAAAUAUUCUUUUUACAUCUAAUAACACAUGUCCAAAUAGUAUAAAAAAUAAUGAAAAUGGUUUAUCACAUAUUCAAUCUAAAAGUAACAAAUCACUAAUAUCAGAAAAAAAUGUUUCUGACAUUUUUAAAGAAAUUUCAGAAAUUAUAUCUCCAUCAGAAAAUAAAAAAGAUUUAACUGCACAACAAAAUGAACUUCCGAAACAGCAAAAGCAAAAUGAUAUAAAACAAUUUGAAACACCUGCAACAAAGAGUAAUUUGAAUAAUCUCUUUGGCGAAGACAGUGAUGAUGAAUGUAAAUUAGCAGUAGUUGAUGUUAAAAAAAAAUCUUUAGGUGUCCGACUUGGUAUGUCAUCAAAUGUAAAUAUUACUAUUAAAGCAAACAAGAAUUCACAAGAGUCAAUGAAAAUAAAUAAAAAUAAGACUGAGGAUCCAAAUAACAAACAAAAAAAAUUUGAAUUGUCAAAUCUGGUUGUAAAAUUAUUAAAUCCUUACUACAAAAAUAAUUUAUUUAAAACUAAAGAACUAUUUAAAUUUAUGGCAAGACAAAUUGUUCAUAAACUAUUGGAGUCUACUAGUCACCCAGAAGAGCAAAACAUCAAAUUAAUUAUCAGAAAAUUAUUUCCAAAGGAACAGAAAAUAAAGAUUGAAUCUGAAGAUCAAAUAUUGAAGUUAUUAAGAUAAAUUCCUUAAUAUUUCAUAUUUAAUUUUUUUUUUUAUAAUUGUUAUGAUGUUUUUGUUGAAUGUGUUUGUUCCUUAUAAUUUUACUUCAGUAAGUGUUAUCAGAUUUAAGUGAUAAAAUUAAGUUUAUUUUUAUAUAUUUUUUAAUUUUAUUUUAUUUUGCUGAAAAAGACUUAUAUUAGUUAUAUUUAAUAAUUUUUUUUUUGUAAUGGGAGUUAAAAGAACCACUUUAAAUAUUUCUAUCGUUUUUUAAAUAAUCGUAUUUUAUUUAUAAAUUUGUAAUAUUAUUAUGUGACUUUUGAAGUUUGAAUAGUUGGACAUAAUUUAUGUAAUAUAUCGAAAUAUACCAUGUAUAGGUAAAUUUUUAGUCAGUCCGGUAAUUAAUUGAUAUUGGUAACAUGGACAUAGAGUCUGUUUUAAAUAUGUUUACAUUUAAAUAUCUGUAUAUCAGUUAUCCUGUCUUACAUAUCUAUAUGAAUAUGAUUUAAUAAAAAUGAAAGCAUCUUCCAACAGUUUUUUUAAAAAUA
Aphis gossypii (cotton aphid) is the source of this 4199-nucleotide messenger RNA. Its product is annotated as ATP-dependent DNA helicase Q5-like. Gene Ontology annotation, biological process: double-strand break repair via homologous recombination. Gene Ontology annotation, molecular function: 3'-5' DNA helicase activity; four-way junction helicase activity; nucleic acid binding. Bases 427 to 3675 code for a protein of 1082 amino acids. The transcript is spliced from 12 exons. Lineage: Eukaryota; Metazoa; Arthropoda; Insecta; Hemiptera; Aphididae. Gene Ontology annotation, cellular component: chromosome; cytoplasm. The record is from RefSeq and is a predicted model, not a curated record.